AUGGCCGUCAUCCUCUACGCGCUCUGGAUGCUCCGCGCCUGGUACAGGGAGGUCGCCGACCUCCACCUCCACCAACGCCUCCCGGUCCCCUGGAUUUCCCCGCUGACCACAUCAGGCAAGUUUGAGGAUUUCAAGGACUUUGUGAGAUCAAAUUUUGAGAUAUGUGAAUGGGUAGGCCUCUCAGUGGUGGCUGCUCAGUUUUCAGGUGUUAUCAAUCAUUCUGGGAUGGUUCUCAGGACCCUUGGGCCUGACCGUGAGACUGACUAUGACAGUGAUGAUGACACAACUGUGCCUGCGAGGCUGCCUCUCUUGAGAAAUCAAGCUCAACAUGGUUCAGACUAUGCUGAACCUAAUACAUCUCGUAGGAGUGAUUCAUGGAAAUUGCGGAUUUUAGACAAGGUCAACAACUAA
Messenger RNA from Miscanthus lutarioriparius, 411 nucleotides. The record is from the annotation of a GenBank genome assembly. Lineage: Eukaryota; Viridiplantae; Streptophyta; Magnoliopsida; Poales; Poaceae.